This is a messenger RNA of Musa acuminata subsp. malaccensis (wild Malaysian banana), 1192 nucleotides long. RefSeq names its product 14-3-3-like protein. Lineage: Eukaryota; Viridiplantae; Streptophyta; Magnoliopsida; Zingiberales; Musaceae. The record is from RefSeq and is a predicted model, not a curated record. Gene Ontology annotation, cellular component: cytoplasm. Gene Ontology annotation, biological process: intracellular protein localization; signal transduction.
UCCCCGCCCCCUCCCCACCCGUCUACGAUUUCCUCCUCCUCGUCCUCCUCGGUUUCUUUGGGCGGUAGAGGCGGCGGCGGAGGAGGCUACGACGGCGAUGGCGGGGACGAGGGAGGAGAACGUGUACUUGGCGAAGCUGGCGGAGCAGGCGGAGCGGUACGAGGAGAUGGUGGAGUACAUGGAGAAGGUGACGGGAGUCGCGGCGGCGGAGGGGGAGGAGCUCACAGUGGAGGAGCGCAACCUCCUCUCGGUUGCAUACAAGAACGUCGUGGGGGCCCGCCGCGCCUCGUGGCGGAUCGUCUCCUCCAUCGAGCAGAAGGAGGAGAGCCGCGGCAACGAGGCCCACGUCGUCGCCAUCCGCGACUACCGAGCCAAAAUCGAGGACGAGCUCAGCUCCAUCUGCGGCGGCAUCCUCCGCCUCCUCGAGGAGCGCCUCGUCCCCUCCGCUUCCGCCACCGACUCCAAGGUCUUCUACCUCAAAAUGAAGGGCGACUACCACCGCUACCUGGCCGAGUUCAAGACCAGCUCCGACCGCAAGGACGCCGCUGAAUCCACCCUCGCUGCCUACAAAUCUGCCCAGGAUCUCGCCAUGGCGGAGCUUCCGCCGACGCAUCCGAUCCGACUGGGGCUGGCCCUCAACUUCUCAGUGUUCUACUACGAGAUCCUCAACUCACCGGACCGUGCCUGCAGCCUCGCGAAGCAGGCAUUUGAUGAAGCAAUCGCCGAACUGGAUUCUCUGGGAGAAGAAUCAUACAAAGACAGCACUCUCAUUAUGCAGCUCCUCCGCGACAAUCUGACAUUGUGGACUUCGGACAUGCAGGAUGAUGGAGUGGAUGAGAUCAAGGAAGCACCCAAACAAGAGGAGGAGCAGUAGGAUAAAUAGAUGAUCUCUCUCCCAUUAAGCACUUCAAUAUCUUCAAAUUCUCUUGCUUAGCGGUGUGAUAGAAAGAAGGUGGAGUUCACCCCUCGUCCCUUCAUCCGUUGCUGUCGUGUUCUCCGAAUUCUUCCGCUUUGUGUUUCUUCUCCUGUGUGGUCGGUCUCGCAACGGUGACUCCACUUACAUUGUGUUUGGAUUUGAGAGAAAUGCUGUAACUGAUUGGUUGACUAGAUACAGCCCCACUGUUUUAUGGAUUUGUGCUGGUGGAAUGCAAUGAUCGCUUAUAAGAAUCAAACCAGUAUAAAUUCUGUGUUA